This is a messenger RNA of Conger conger (European conger), 3388 nucleotides long. Its product is annotated as solute carrier family 35 member F2-like. Gene Ontology annotation, biological process: transmembrane transport. Gene Ontology annotation, molecular function: transmembrane transporter activity. Gene Ontology annotation, cellular component: membrane. The record is from RefSeq and is a predicted model, not a curated record. The transcript is spliced from 10 exons. Lineage: Eukaryota; Metazoa; Chordata; Actinopteri; Anguilliformes; Congridae. The coding region runs from base 27 to 1421 and encodes 464 amino acids.
UCCUUGACGCAUACACUGUUCUGUCCAUGGCAUUAGGAGGCAAUGAUUUACAUCGAUAUAGCAUCCUCGAGAUUAAAAGCAAUAAAAAGGAAAUGGAAGGAAACGAGGGGUUGCGAUAUACAGCGCAUAUUGACACUGUAUCAGAAUAUAACGGCAUGAAUCGAAGCUCGCACGACAGCGACACCUCCUGUUGUAAUUCUCGAACGAGGCUGCUGCAGAAGAAGAAGAGGAUGGAAUCAGGGGAGCAUGUGGAAGCCUAUGUUAGCCACAGGUCAAGGAGCAGUCUUUUCACAAGCUACAGUCUGAGGGAUGUAUUUACCUGGCACCUACUCAAAGUGAUUGCCAUGGGUCAGGCCCUGUCCAUGCUGAUAUGCGGGACAGCGGUCACCUGUCAGUACCUGGCUGACCGAAAAGUGGAAACACCAAUGCUACAGAGCUUUGUGAAUUAUGUGCUUCUCUUCCUGACCUACACCAUCAGACUGGCCUUCAGGAAAGGUGAUGAAAAUAUUUUACAGAUUUUAAAGGCAAAGUGGUGGAAGUAUUUGUUGUUGGGAUUUGCUGACGUUGAGGCAAAUUACACUGUAGUGAUGGCAUACCAAUUCACCACGCUGACAAGCAUACAGUUGCUGGAUUGCUUUGUGAUCCCUGUGCUGAUGGUGCUCUCCUGGGUGUUCCUGAAGACCCGGUUCAGGGUGGUGCAUUAUGUGGCAGUGGCCCUGUGUCUCCUCGGGGUGGGGGCCAUGGUCGGGGCUGACCUGCUCGCGGGACGAGACCAGGGCUCCACCAGCAGUGUUCUGCUGGGGGACGGGCUGGUGCUCAUCAGCGCAGCCCUGUACGCCGUCUCCAACGUGUGUCAGGAGUACACGGUGAAGAACCUGAGCCGCAUAGAGUUCCUGGGCAUGGUGGGGCUAUUCGGCACCCUAAUCAGUGGAAUUCAGCUAGCGGUUCUGGAGCACAAUGCAGUGGCUGCGAUAAAGUGGGAUUUGACUGUUGUCCUGCUCUUCGCCAUCUACGGCCUCUGCAUGUUCGCCCUCUACAGCUUCAUGCCUGUGGUCAUAAAGCUGAGCAGUGCCACAGCGGUCAACCUGUCCCUGCUGACCGCCGACCUCUUCAGCCUCUUCUGCGGCCUGUACCUUUUCCAUUACACUUUCUCAGGUCUGUACAUCCUGUCGUUUGUGGUCAUCACCGUGGGGUUCAUCGGGUUCAACGCCGUACCCACGCUGGCCCCCGUAGACGGCUCCAGCGAGGGGGGGUCUGAGGACCCCUCGGAUGUGGACGAACAGGAGGCCGUGAAGCACGCGGCUACGCUGGAGGUUCCCUCCGAAACUGACGACGGAGGGGAGGAGAGCGAAUGCUUACAGAUGCAAAGGAGUCAGAGUGAGCGGACAACGUGCACUGCAGAUAAAAGCUCUUGGAUGUAACGGCCUGUAUACCAAGGGCUUUAAAAAUAUAUAUAAUAUAAUGGUUCUUGCAUGUGGCAAUCUUUGAACAAGCCAUAACGCACUGUAAUCUGGGAAACAUUUAUGUUCUUGAACAUUCCUUUCCAACAGCACGGUAUUCAUGUUUUUGUUCUGUGAAAAUGAAGCACAAGCAUAACAUGUAUAUAUACAUUUGAGACACAACGAUGGUCCGUGCUGUGUGACUUCCGUUAUUGAAUACCAAGGGACCUAAGCUGCAGAGCUCAUUUUUAAAAUAUUGUAUAUUCAUAUAUAAUUAUAUAUAAAACAUAUUAUAAAUGUUUUGUAUAUAAAUAAGAGGAUUGCAAGUACGUACUGUAUGUGCCAUAUUUGGCUUGGUACUCCACAAUUGUGCUGAAGGUGCAGAUUGUCUUUCACUUUUUACACAUUUUGGUGUCACCAUUUAGAAAUGAUUGCACUUUUCUACCUAUUUAACGGGACCAUUAUGUUUGGGAUAAAUGGCUUUGCAGGUGUUUCUAAUUAAUCAGGUGUAUUGAGUUGCUUUUGUAGGGCAGGUAUGAGAAUGCGUUUUAGUAUCUACUUAUUUUUGGCUUUUGAUUGCCUUUGGAGUCUUUUAUUGGUCUUUUGUUGGUCACAUGUGCACCAUUUCAGUACAAAUCUAAAAUUGUGGUUUACAGAGCCAAAACAAGAAAAUGGCUUUGUCCCAAACCGUACAGUGCAUACUUAAGUUUAAAUCCACUACAAAAGAUUGCAUGAAAAUGUGCCUGCUCUUAUAGAAGAAAUAUUUGCUGGUAUUUUUUCUGGUAUCUUAAUCCACAUUGCUCCAGUUUGGAGUGCCCAGCUGUAAUUAUUGGGCCAUCCCAACAGUCAGACGUCCUCUCUCCGUUCAGGAGGGUGCACCUGAGCAGCCCUGUCCAUAGACAGACAUGUGCGGAAGCAGGGAUUGGUCAAAAUGUGGGGCAAAGCAUCAGGGAUUGGUGGAGAUGUGGGGGACCCUCCCUCCCUCCCUGAGUGACAUCAGGGCUCUGCGGGCCUCUGGAAUGGGCAGGAUUUGAUUUGACUGUAGGGUACCCCGCUUUCAUCAGUUGGAACUGCCCCUUGUGGGCCGUGGUCCAAUCAAAUUGAUAGGAACGAAGGUGCUUCUUCUUUUUACUGUCAUAUGUUCAAGUUUUCUGGAGUGAGAUUUGUUAUAAGUAUAAUUUGCAGUGUAUCGCUCACAAAUGUAAAACACAAUCGGUAGAUGGAACCUCAUGCAAAUAUAAAACGCCGUUCACAAAUAUUAACAUGAAGAAACUUUUGCAAAUAUAACGUUUGCAAAUGUGUGGCUUGGUUCACAACCUAUGACUUGCAAAUGUAAGUCGCAGUCUGAAAGACCUCAUGAAGUGCGAUAUAAUAUGUACAAACGUGUGUCCAGAAUCUGUCCAAUCCUCAUUGCUGAAUCAAAAUUAAACUAACACUUGGUCUUUCCUUCAAGCAGUGCUAAGUUACUGGCAUAGAAAAAUCACAAACUUUGCAGACUGAAACAAAAGUACUGCCUGGAAAACCAAAUUACCUCAUACUGCUGUAUUAAUCGAGUGUAUUUCUAAUGAUAUGUUUGCAGAUUGACGCACACAUUUGUGGAUCCUCCCCUCGGUCAUUAUGUUCUCUAAAGAUGGUUUUGUCACUGUAAACUAAUGUACAUAAUCUGUGAUAGGGUUAUGUGGCAAUAAUUAGAAAUAAGACAUUCUUAUUGUGAUGUAUUUAUACAGUAUGCUAUUCUAUCUGGCGUUCUCAACAGCUAUUCGAGUGCCAAAUGUUUGUUUUUUUCUAAGUUGCAGGGCAGCAUGUUACAGUUCCUGUAUUGGUUUUUGUUACCGUUCAUAUAAAUGGGGGGGGGUCCACUCAAGCGGCAUGUUUGCCUUUUUACAGCGAAACUUGCUUUUGUUUAACGUGCAUUGCAUUUUAUACAGACAAUAAAGUUUACAACUGUC